Messenger RNA from Cladocopium goreaui, 2724 nucleotides. The record is from the annotation of a GenBank genome assembly. NCBI's taxonomy places the organism in Eukaryota, Dinophyceae, Suessiales, Symbiodiniaceae.
AUGAGUGAGCUGGUCUUUUACAGGUUCUUGUGUGCAGAGUUGUCGACGGGAGCUCCGACCAGCCGUCUGCGUGGGUUUCUUCAAGCAGUGACUUUUUGCAGACAUGUCAUGGAUGUGGUAGAGCUGCAGCCCAUCAUGGACAGCAGAAGAUGCAAAGGUACAACUCAUGACGAGAAUGUCAAAGAGCGCAAGCAAGCUAGCCCGCUCAGCGUGCAGGAGUUGCUGAAGCUCCACUCCAUGGUGGAGGACCCCACGGACAUUUGGAAUGCCCUAUUUGCAGGGGCCGCAUUGUUGUGCUGCUACUGCAGGGGCAGGUGGGGCGACUUGAUGCGGAGCGAGAUGGCUUUCGUAGACUAUGACGAUACAGGUCACCCUGCAUUCCUGGAGACUCGGACAGGGAGGCACAAGACAAUGGCAGCUCAGAUGCAUCGGCAUCAGUUUCUUCCAAUGGUGGCUCCAGUCAGAGGGGUCAAUGGCAAGGACUGGGCUACACCAUGGAUCGAACUUCGCAGGUCAAAAGGUUUGACAUUCCCACCGGAAGGGCUGGUGAUGCCCGCUCCAGAUCAACAUGGGCAGGCCACCGAAAGGCCGCUAGAAUCCGGAGAGUGUGGAAAGUGGUUGCGGAAGUUGCUGGACGUUGCGCCCAUGUCAGAAAGCUCUGAUGGACGCCGAGUCAGCAGCCACAGCCUCAAAUGCACCAUGUUGUCAUUUGCAGCAAAGCGUGGAUUGCCAGUUCCUGACAGACUCAUGUUGGGGUAUCACUCAUCUAGCAUGCAGAUGUCUCUUGUGUACUCUAGGGAUGGAGCUGCUGCAAGCCUGUUGCUUUUAGAGCGUUUGAUUGAUGAAAUUGUCAAAGGGAAGUUCAGACCAGACAGUACCCGCAGUGGCCGCAUUGUCGAGUCACCCGAUGAGUUGCCGGGCGCCCAUCUCAGCCAUGUGAAAGUGGAAGUUGUCAAUUCGUCAGAUGAUGAUGCUGCAAGCAAUCAAGAUGUUGAGGUGGUAAACGCAAAGCAGUAUCACCUAUUUCAGCUGGGCUCCAACAACCAGCUGCAAAGAAGCAGUGCCAGGCUCACUCGAGUUGCUAGAGAAGCAGGGUUCCAUGGCUUAGCCAUUGACCAUUCUUCGAGCCGAUCAUGUGGCAUUGACAUUUGCAUUUUCGAGUUGGAAGAUCAGACUCAAGUAGAUGAGUUGUGCAAAUUUUUGAAAGAAGAAGCAGACAACAUUGCAGCAGUCUGGAUAGCACCAUCGUGCGGGACAGCAAGUCGUGCACGUGAGCGGAAGCUGCCCCAGCUCACACGUCUUGGGGUGGCGGAGCCAAUACCUCUCAGGUCCAAAUCCCAGCCUGACCAAAUUGAUGGGCUGGAGGGUACAAACAAGUUGAAGGUCGAGAAGGCCAACAUGUUGUACGAUGCUGUUGAACAGAUUGCACAAACUUCGUGCAAGGCUCAGAUUUUCACUGCAAUCGAAAACCCAGGCAAUAGUCAUUACUGGGGAACCACACCCAUGCUGAACCUCGUGGAGCAAUUUGGUGACCAAUAUGUCAGCUUCCACAACUGCUGCCACGGUGGUGAACGUGACAAGCUUACGUCUGUUUGGGUGUGUGCAGAUUGGCUGGACAGUCUCAAUGCAAGGAGCCAAGGUAAAGCCGCUGGUUGCAGAGUUUGGUUCCUUUACAGCAGCAAUUGCACCCUUACAGCAGAGCUGCCAGAUGAUGCCAUGGUUGAAUUGUGCUGGAUUGGUUUGCCAAGCGAUCCAGAUGAUUUUGUGCUGCGAGCUCUGAGAGCGGGACAUCCGCGCGGGAUGGACGUCCAUGUGGACGCAGCCAUGGCCUCAGUCGUGAAGGCCAACCUGGUCGACCCGCCUUUUUGUUUGGCCAAGAAAAGGGUUGAGGCGGAGUUGGAGCAAAACAGCAGUUGGGCUUGUGAAUCUUUGUUUUCUUUGCUUGGCAUGAGAUAUGCGACAGAAGGAAAGAAGUUCCUUCCGUUCGACAGCCUUUUCCGUACGUUGGGCCUGGAAGUGGACGUGUCUCAGUUCAGUGAUGGACGGGCGUUUGUGGGGCACACAGAAAGCAGGAAGGAGGAGCUGGGUGCUCAGCUGAAACAGGUGCUAUCCAAUGGAGCACUGAGUCCCAAAGAGGCCGAGAAGCUUCGAGGGAGGAUGAUCUUCUUUGAAGGCUUCACCUUCGGGAGGGUUGCCAACUCCAGCACCAAGACUUUGGGGCGUUUUUGUGGAAGCUCCAACAAGCCCAAACCUUUGGACGCUGAAAUGACCAGGGCACUAGGUUUUCUGCAGCGAAGGAUAAGCGAUGGCCGGCCGCUUGAAAUCCAGCGAAACUUACACAGUACAUGGCUGGUCUUCACAGAUGGCGCUUGCAAUCAAGAAGACAUGACAGGGUCGGUUGGUGGGGUCAUCUACGACCCAUCCGGCUCCUGUGCUUCUUUCUUUGGCGUACUGGCGAAACAGUGCGAGCAAGCUUGUUGGUGCAAUCGUUUGUUGAAAACGAGGCGGCACAACAACACCGUGUCUGGUUUGGCCGUGUACCGAGCCAUAGCAACCCUGCAGAUGCACCAAGUCGCCUGGAUCACAGUCAUGUCCUUGCAAAGGGCGCGAGCCAAACCAACAUUGAUUGGGAGAAGGUUUCACGCCACCUUGGACUUUGAACUGGGGCGGAUCUCGGAAGGUACAGAAACUUUCCCCGGUGUAAAACAGGUGCUGCUGUGUUGA